Erigeron canadensis is the source of this 1386-nucleotide messenger RNA. Its product is annotated as ABC transporter D family member 1-like. Gene Ontology annotation, cellular component: peroxisomal membrane. Gene Ontology annotation, molecular function: ABC-type transporter activity; ATP binding; long-chain fatty acid transmembrane transporter activity. The record is from RefSeq and is a predicted model, not a curated record. The coding region runs from base 1 to 1089 and encodes 362 amino acids. Gene Ontology annotation, biological process: fatty acid beta-oxidation; long-chain fatty acid import into peroxisome; peroxisome organization. The transcript is spliced from 9 exons. NCBI's taxonomy places the organism in Eukaryota, Viridiplantae, Streptophyta, Magnoliopsida, Asterales, Asteraceae.
AUGGAAAAUAUAGACAUGCAAAGGAGUAAAGGUUCUCAAUGUCAACUGGAGAAAUAUUUUGAUGAGUUCAUGCAUGAGAGGCUGCGUACCCAUGCUGAGUCUGUUGCGUUUUUCGGAGGUGGUGCUCGAGAAAGAGCGAUGAUCGAGUCAAGAUUUAAUGAGCUUCUGGCUCAUGCCAAAAUGCUGCUGAGGAAGAAAUGGUUAUUUGGCGUACUGGAUGAUUUUGUUACGAAACAACUGCCUCACAAUGUUACUUGGGGAUUGAGCUUGUUAUAUGCCAUGGAGCACAAAGCUCACCGUUCAUUGACCUCCACUCAAGGUGAGCUGGCACAUGCAUUGCGGUUUUUGGCAUCUGUUGUAUCUCAAAGCUUCUUGGCUUUUGGUGACAUUCUGGAGCUGCAUAGAAAGUUCAUUGAACUCUCUGGUGGUGUUAAUCGGAUUUUUGAACUUGAAGAGCUUCUCGAUGCUGCACAAUCUGAUGAGACUGUUGGCACUUCAUCACAGUCCGAUGAGAUGCAUUUCAAAAAUGAGGACGGUAUCUUUAUUUCGGAGGUUGAUAUAAUUACGCCAUCACAGAAAUUGUUAGCAAGGAGGUUGACGUGUAAUAUAGUACCAGGGAAAAGCCUUCUUCUUACUGGUCCAAAUGGUAGUGGGAAAAGUUCGGUGUUCAGGGCUCUUCGUGGUCUUUGGCCUAUUGUCAGUGGACACAUUCAUAAACCUUCCCACAAUGUUAAUGAUGUUGGUGAAUUCAAUUGUGGUAUAUUAUACAUUCCCCAGAAACCGUAUACUUGUUUGGGAACAUUACGAGAUCAAAUUAUCUAUCCUCUCUCACAUGACCAAGCAGAAAAGAGGGCAAAGGCGUUAAGUUUGUAUCGAGAAGGGCAAAACGAUAGUGUUGACGCAAAUAUUCUGGAUGUGCAUCUAGCAAGAUGUAUUUCCAGGGCAAAGCUGGGAAGACAUCCUUUCUCUUGGGGAACAACAGAGAUCCGGCAUUUGCUACAAUUGUUGAAGAGCACCAUUACCUGCAUGCACAUGAUCAUCACGGUUAUUACAUCAUCACAGCUAAUGCCUGUGACUGCUGUGUCAUGAUCAAGAAUUUAACAGUAGACUUGGAGCUAUACAUGGUACAAAGUCUUUCAAGAAUCCGUGGCCACAUACAUAUCAAUGUUAACGACGGUCAAUAACGAUGGCUGCAGUAUUAAACACGUAAAUUUUCGAUGGAUUUUGCCAGAAUUUUGAUCUCUGUAUGUGUAUUCUUAGGUGGUUUUCUGCUAUUUCAAUUCUCAAUUAAAUUCUAAGUAUUGUUUUAAUGAUGGAAUACUUUUGUACUCGUUUUUCUCAAAUAAGUAAUUCUAAUCCGGGGGUUGAAACCGACUGUGUAUAUUA